Molecule: messenger RNA, 3676 nt
Organism: Anopheles funestus (African malaria mosquito)
Lineage: Eukaryota; Metazoa; Arthropoda; Insecta; Diptera; Culicidae
Product: U2 snRNP-associated SURP motif-containing protein
Exons: 9
Coding region: 172-3486 (1104 amino acids)
Biological process (GO): RNA processing
Cellular component (GO): nucleus
Molecular function (GO): RNA binding
Source: RefSeq, a predicted model, not a curated record
UCUUCAGUGACAUUUGCAUGACAGCCUAAACACAGUAGAAAAGAAACAAGAAAAACAUAGAAAAGCGUAAAAAGUGUGUUUUCAAUCGUUUAUUCGACAGCAGGUUUGCGUUUUACGUUGUGGGUUGUUACGAAAAAGGGAAAAUAGCAACUGAAUCGACCACUCGUCAAGAUGGGGAAGCGUCCCAUGUCACGGAAGGAAAUUGAAGAGCAAAAGAAGCGCGAGGACGAAGCGGCAGCAGCCCACGCUUUCAAAGAAUUUGUGGAAACAUUUCAAGAAGCACCAUCCAAAAUAUCGAAGGUAUGGGUAAAGGCCGGGACGUACGAUGCGGGCUCGAGAAAAGAGGACACCAAAGACAGGGGCAAACUGUACAAGCCCCAGUCCCGUCUCGAUAUGGAGCACGAGAAGUCGAUGGAUUACGUGAAGAUGGUUGCAAGCGAAAGCCGCAAAGAUUCGGGCGCGAUGGGCAAAAAGCGAAAUCAGGAGAAGAAAAAGAGCAAUCUGGAAAUGUUUAAAGAGGAACUGCGCCAGAUACAGGAAGAGCGUGAGGAGCGGCACAAGUACAAGCAUAUGGCUCGAACGAUGCUGCCCGGUACUAGUUCCACCGAAUCGGAUCCCGUGUACAAGGAGACGGAAUCCGGCUCGUUCGAUAAUGGCGAUCCGAACACAACUAAUUUGUAUCUGGGAAAUCUAAACCCAAAGAUCUCAGAGCAAGCGCUAAUGGAGCUGUUUGGCAAGUAUGGACCACUGGCAAGUAUUAAAAUUAUGUGGCCCCGUUCGGAGGAGGAAAAGAUGCGCAAUCGUAACUGUGGCUUCGUUGCGUACAUGAGCCGGCGUGAUGCGGAACGUGCGCUGCGGGCAUUGAACGGGCGUGAUGUGAUGGGGUACGAGAUGAAGCUUGGUUGGGGCAAAUCGGUCCCCAUCAUGACACACCCGAUCUACAUACCGCCGAAACUGUUGGCCUACACACUACCACCGCCACCGUCCGGUUUACCCUUCAACGCACAGCCCCAUCCGUCGGAUUUGGAAAACAUUCCCAAGAUGACAUCGGGCGCUUACAUGGCGGAACCGGAGCUGAAGGAACAGAUGGACUCGGUACUGGUGAAGUCGGUGGUGAAGGUGGUCAUACCGACUGAACGGCCGCUGCUGAUGCUUAUCCAUCGGAUGGUAGAGUUUGUCAUACGCGAAGGCCCGAUGUUCGAAGCGUUAAUUAUGACGAAGGAGAUGGACAAUCCGAUGUACAAAUUUUUGUUCGAAAAUGAAAGUCCCGCACACAUUUACUAUCGCUGGAAGUUGUUCUCGCUGCUGCAAGGGGACACACCGGGCGACUGGAGAACGAAGGAGUUUCGUAUGUUUAAGGGUGGAUCUAUAUGGAAGCCGCCGCCGAUUAAUUUCUACACGCAAGGUAUGCCGGACGAGCUGCUUGCCGAUGAGGAAGGAAUUGAAGCGAACAAAGGGAAUCUGUCCGUGGCCCAACGGGACCGGUUGGAAGAUCUUAUCCGACAUCUUACACCGGAACGGCAGAAGAUUGGCGAUGCGAUGAUAUUCUGCAUCGAGCAUGCGGACGCGGCAGAGGAAAUAUGCGAAUGCAUCACGGAAUCGUUGUCAUCGAACGAAACGGUGGUAAAGAAAAAGGUUGCCCGCAUCUAUCUGAUCUCGGACAUACUGCACAACUCGGCCGUGAAGGUCCAGAAUGCAAGCUUUUUCCGCAAGGCGAUGGAGAAAAAUUUGCUCGACAUUUUCCGCAACCUGAACGCGUACUACAUGCAGCUGGACAGUCGCCUCAAGGCGGAAGGUUUCAAGAGCCGCGUGAUGGGCGUGUUUCGUGCAUGGGAAGAGUGGACGAUCUAUCCGCGCGAGUUUCUCGUCAAGCUGCAGCACACCUUUUUGGGCAUUCAAAUGAUGGAAAAACAACCGGAAGAGGAACCGGAAGAGGAGAAAGAGGAUGAAGAUUUGGAUGGUGUGCCGCUGGAUGGGGCCGCACUGCUUAAAAGUGCAAUGAUGUGUGGUAUGACGAGUGGAGGAGGUGGUGGUGGUGGUGGUGGUGGAACUGGAGGUGGAGGAGAGAAUCGGACGCCAUUGCUGAAGCAUGAUAUCUACAGCGAUGAGGACGAUAUUGAUGGAAUGCCGUUGGCAGACGAUGAUAUAGACGGGAUGCCGUUGGAUAGUGCAAUGGAAGCGGGUGUAAUGGAUGGUGGUCGAAGGGGUGGUACAUCUAUUUCCGGUAGCGAAGGAUCGGGUCGGCCAGGGAAAGGGAAAUCUGCCGGCGGUGGUUCAUUUAUUCCCUCGAAAUGGGAAUCGGUCGAUGCGGCACAGAUUGAAGCGCAAGCGAUUACUACCAGCAAAUGGGAUACGUUGGAUCCGGUCGUACCGGAACCGCCGAAGAUCAGUCUGCAAAAGGAAGGUGGUGCGGGACUGAUCAGCAGUAAGUACGGCAGCUACAGUGAUGAUGACGACGAGGAUGAGGAUGAUGACGAUGACGAUGCAGCACUGCGUCAGGAAGGGGAAGGAGGACGCACGGCACCGGAUCAGGAUGAAUUGCGACGGGUACGGUUGCGUGAAAUCGAGGUCAAGAUGGUACAGUAUACGGAUGAGUUUGAGUCCGGUACGAAACAGGUGCGCACUGGUUGGACACUGCACGAAGAGAUCGAUAGUUACCGGAUGAAGUUGAUGAAGGAGAUGGCACAGGAACUGCGGGCGCGCGGACGCGAAGAAAACACCUGGGUCGGUUCGGACGAUGAGAGUCGUUCGCGAAGAGGUCAGAAACGUACCGGCAGUGUGGAAAGCAGCUCCAGGAAACACAAACGCAGCCGUCAGUCGGCUCGUUCACCGGCCAGCAGUGGAUAUGGCGAUCGUAAGCGGGAUUCUGCUUCGCCCGAGUCUAAAUCUUCCCGGCGCAGACAUUCCACCAGUACGUCGGAUGAGGAUGAACACACGACCAGAACGGGUGACGCUCGCUAUCGUUACUCGUCCGAGCGCUCGGUUUCACCCGGUCCGGCUGCAUCCAGUUCGUCGCGCACUAGCAAAUAUGAUCUGCUCGGUUCACCGGCCCGUCACGGUGGUUCGGCAAGUGAAUCCAACUACGAUAAGUAUGAGCGGCGUGAUGCAAGGGACGGUCGGGAAAAUCGAUCGCUACGGGACAAAAAGGAUACAACGCGCGAACGGAUGCAGCUAUCGCACGAACGCGAACAUCAUCGGGAACAUCGUGAUCGGCCACGUGAAACUGAUUCACGCAGUUCACACGGACGUGAGCGCGAUCGGGAGCGGGAACGUGAUCGAAGUGCGAGAGAUCAGCAACAGCGUGAUCGGGAGCGUGAGUACGAGCGCGAUCGGGAAGUAGACGGUGAUGCUGGUGGAUCAUCCUCACGCUAUCGGGAACGGGAACGUGCGAAAGAAGGAUACAGUAGUAGUAGCGGUGGAAGUAGGAAGGAUUCUUCCACCAGCUCAAAGUAUGACGAUAGGGCACACGGCAAGCGGUAUAGGUAAAGCUUAAAAGGGGAAUAUCUCGAACUAUGUAACACUGUCUAUCUGCUGCACAUUAAGUAGUAAUAACACAUUUUAUCUACCGAAAGUCACACACACUCGUAAGAUUUAAGCGAAAGGAAGAGGUAAGGCUUGCAGUAACUUUUCUCGCGUAAAGUAACAAAUAAAGAUUUUCCUAAUCUUGAUUGAAUAA